GUCCAGUUGUAGAAUAGCUGCACCUCAUCUAAAAUCUUUAGUUUGAACAUUAAUUUUCCCCUCAAAGGAAAUCUAACUGUUGUUUCUGUUCCCGGCCUGCAGGGGGCAGCAGCGGCUGUUUGUGGAGCAUAAAGCGGAACUCUUGUGUUUGCUGUGUUUCCUUCGGACGCCUGCAGAGCGGGACCGGUAUUCAAAAGAGGGCUGAUGACCGAGUUCUGAUCAGAGGACCGUGAUGCAGUGCAGCUGGCUUCAUUCAGGUCCGCAGUUGUGGCUCCAGUGCGUCCAUAGACAGGUGAAAGUGACGGCGGGAAAGCUGCGGGAGGAGCACCGCGGCUGGCUGCUGACCGUGGACCCGGUGUCCCACAGUGUGGCUCUGGUGAGUUUCGGGGAGGACGGUGCGUCGGUCCGGGUGGUUCUGGGUCACGCCGUGGAACACGUGGAGGUUCUGCAGGAACCGGACCCGGACACGGAGGAGCGGCUCCGCUCCCUCCUCCCACCUCCGGAGACUGGUGGCCCGGAUCCGGACGAGCGUCGCCGGAGGAGGUCCGGAGUCCGCCGCUGGCUCCAGCAGAACCGGGUUCCGGUAGAGGAGGAUGGGAACGAACUUCGGGUCGCCCGUGUUCUGACCAUCCGGGCCCCAUAUCGACCCGACGACUGCAGCAGCGCCAACCAGAUCAUUCUAGACCGGGUCCAGAGACUGCUUCGGGUCCAGCCCGACCCGGUUCCAGAUUCUGACCCGGUUCUGGAGAUCAGCCAGGCUCCAGAGAUUGCUCCGGGUCUAGAUGGACCCAUUCCACCUGGGCAUUGAGACGGAUCCAGAGCGGUUCUGGUUCAGUCUGGAUCCAGUUCCUGUUAACUGGCUUUACAUGAGCCUCUGGUACCAAACGGGUUUCUGAACCUCAGUCUGGAUCUAUCACCAGCUCCUGAACAGAACCAGCUGGAAACGGGCAUGGCCCUUUAAAUCUAAGGGCAGAAGCCCCGCCCCUUCCUGCUGGUCUCCUCCAAUCAGCUGAUCAUGAAUCAGUUUAGUUUGAAUCCUUUCAAACCAAACUGACUUUCCGUUCCGGUUUUGUUCUCUGGACCUCCUGUCAGCUAGCUGGGGUUAAAGUUCUCAAGAACUGGGCCAUGGACAGUGUGGUCUGAUUGAUCCAUUAAAUCACAUUCUACCAUUAA
Molecule: messenger RNA, 1173 nt
Organism: Gambusia affinis (western mosquitofish)
Lineage: Eukaryota; Metazoa; Chordata; Actinopteri; Cyprinodontiformes; Poeciliidae
Gene: gemin6
Product: gem (nuclear organelle) associated protein 6
Exons: 2
Coding region: 233-808 (191 amino acids)
Biological process (GO): spliceosomal snRNP assembly; spliceosomal complex assembly
Cellular component (GO): SMN complex; nucleus
Source: RefSeq, a predicted model, not a curated record